AUGCUCGUCAACGGAGAAAAGCCCAUGACAGCUCUCGCCGAGCUGUAUGCCCCCUCCGUGACGGCAAAGCUAUGGUCCGUGGCUCAAGAGGCGUUGAGACUGAGCACUGGCCCACCAACACUCUUCCCGGAAUAUACUCACCCAGGCGGCGGCAAAUACAUCUACCGCGACCUGGAAUUCUGGACCUCAGGCUUCUUCCCAGGGAGCCUGUACCUCCUACUAGAGAGACAAAUCCGACACCCCCACGUCCUCCAGCAGCAAGGACAACAGCCGCCGCCCCUCCACCGGCUCCAGCUCGAACACGCCUGCACAUGGUGGACAGAAAACCUGCACGCCAACGCCCACCUGGCGACGACCCACGACAUCGGCUUCAUGACCAUGCCCUGGGCCCGCCCGGCCUGGGAGCUGCGGCACGACGCCCGCGCCCUCGCGACGCUCACGGCCGCCGCCGCCACCCUCCAGGCGCGCUUCAGCCCCGCCGCGGGCGCGAUCCGCUCCUGGGACUCGUGCGCCACGGGGGACUACAGCUUCCAGGACCCGGCGCGCGAGUUCCUCGUCGUCAUCGACAACAUGAUGAACCUCGCGCUGCUGUUCUACGUCGCGGCGCAGACGGGCGACGGCGCGAUGCGCGACGUGGCCAUCUGCCAUGCCCGGACGACGCGCCGCACCCAUGUGCGUGCUGACGGGACGACGCUCCACCUGGCUGUGCUGGACCCGGGGGACGGCGCGGUCCGGCGGCGCCUCACCCACCAGGGGCGGCACCACGGGAGCUGCUGGUCGCGGGGCCAGGCGUGGGCUGUUGCUGGGUUUGCGGAGGCGUGGGGGUGGACGCGGGGGGAGGAGUUCCUCGACACGGCGGUGUUGUGUGCGGAUGCUUUCUUGGGGCGGAUGCCGGAGGGUGACGGUGCGGUUCCGCCUUGGGACUUUGAGCCGGCGUCGGCGGUGGAUGGUGAUGGUGAUGGUGCUCUCGGAAGAGAAAGGGGAGCGGGAGAGAAGAAGAAAAAGGAAGAGCCUACCGAUACCAGCGCGGCAAUGAUUGCUUCGUACGGGUUUUUACUUAUCUAUGAGGCAUUGAGGCUGCGGAACAGUGCCCGCGCGCAGAAGUAUCUCGAUGCGGCGCUGAGGAUCACAAACGCGGUGUGCAAAGGGUAUCUCACGCCACGGGCCAAGUUCGUACCCCAAGCCAACGAGGCCACGGUCAGGACGGUCGCCGACACAGCUGAUCACGGGGCUGAGGAGCAGGACGUCGCGGUGGUCCGGUUCGAUGUUGACGACGGUGGCUGCCAGGCCAUCCUCGACGGUGCCACCAUCAAUAACUAUGAGUUUGCGCCUCGGAGGUGGGCUAACCACUCGCUGGUGUAUGCGGACUACUACUUCAUGUUGGUGGGCAACAAGCUGUUAGAUAUGGGGAUCGGUCACGCAUUUGGGAGCUUGGGCGGUUGA
Molecule: messenger RNA, 1443 nt
Organism: Diaporthe batatas
Lineage: Eukaryota; Fungi; Ascomycota; Sordariomycetes; Diaporthales; Diaporthaceae
Exons: 2
Coding region: 1-1443 (480 amino acids)
Biological process (GO): polysaccharide catabolic process
Molecular function (GO): chondroitin hydrolase activity
Source: RefSeq, a predicted model, not a curated record